Messenger RNA from Brienomyrus brachyistius, 2176 nucleotides. RefSeq names its product macrophage mannose receptor 1-like. The transcript is spliced from 9 exons. The coding region runs from base 94 to 1503 and encodes 469 amino acids. NCBI's taxonomy places the organism in Eukaryota, Metazoa, Chordata, Actinopteri, Osteoglossiformes, Mormyridae. The record is from RefSeq and is a predicted model, not a curated record.
AGUAGAUAAUCUCAUUGUCAGAGGCACAAAGAGUCUUUCGUACAGUGAGAGAGAAAUCCUUCCGAUUCACAGAGAUCAGCCCGUUGGAUCAGCAUGAUGGGUUAUAAUGUCUUUCUUCUGUUGAAACUUCUACUGAUUUCAGAGUUUCACAGUCACUGUUCAUGCCUUUCACAUCAGUACCAUUUUGUAAACAUAAACCUGACCUGGACUGACGCCCAGACUUACUGCAGAGAGAACUAUGCUGACUUGGCUACCAUUGAGAAUAUGAAGGAAAUGAACAGAAUAACUGAGUCUGUAGGCUCUGAUUAUACUGGGGAGGCUUGGAUAGGACUGAAGAAUGGAACAUCAUGGAGAUGGCAGUGGUCCUCAGGAGAAGGAGACACAGGGUACACCAACUGGGAUACGGAUGCAACGUACAACCAGAAUAAUGGCAAUUACUGUGUUGGGAUGCGACCCAACAGUUAUUGGAAUAAUAUUCCAUGUUCAUAUUGGAAUACAACUGGGCAUUUCAUCUGUUAUACUGCUCCCACCUGUAAAGACGGAAUAAAUGCUACCUGGAACUUCACCUGGAUUAACCAACAUAUGAAUUGGUCUGAUGCUCAGAGCUACUGCAGAUACAAUUACACAGACCUGGCCAUUGUGAGGAAUAAAGAAGAUAAUGACUUGAUACAUAAAAUUGUUCCAAGUCACACUUGGGCAUGGAUUGGCCUGUUCCGGGACACAUGGGGAUGGUCAGACCUGUCAAACUCCUCAUUCCGUAACUGGAAAAUUGGCCAAAAUGAUUAUGUGAAUAACACAUGUGCUUUAGCUCAGGUCACCUGGCCUGGGACAAGGGAUGUGACUCCAUGUGCUGAAAAGCAUCCAUUCAUAUGCUAUGAUGAUAACCUGAUCUUGGUAAAUAGUAACAUGAUCUGGAAUAAAGCCCUGCAUUACUGCAGAACGUACCAUUCGGACUUGGUGUCUGUCCACAAUGAGGAGAUCCAGUACUGGGUCAGUAGGAGAGCUGAGAAGGCCUCCACUGAUCAUGUCUGGCUGGGGCUGCGCUUCUCCUGCUACCUGAACUUCUGGUCCUGGGUCAGUGCAGAAAAUGUCUGGUACCAGAACUGGGCCCCAAACAACAUAUCCAACAGUAACUUGUGUGGAACCACAGGGGCAGUACAAUCUAAAGACCCAAAUUACUGGGUCAGCCUGCCUGAGACUAAGGAGCUCAACUUCAUCUGCUCCAAAUAUCCAAGUGUACAGGGGUAUGAAGCCGAGCCUGAAAGCUCUGAGUGUCUGCGAGGUAUAAACCCAUAUCAAGGUGUAACAGAUCAUGUUCUUACAGGAAAGAGAACAGUGGUGAGUCUGACUGUCAGUACUGAUGGAGACAUAAAGGAUCCUGCAUUCAGCAGCCAUCUGUUAACACAGCUAAAGGCGAAACUGAUCAGCACAGGCAUGUCAGAAGGCACCGAAUUAUCCUGGAGGACUCAACCUGAUGGCCAAAUCUUCCAUCUAAAGGACUAAAGAGCAUAAAUGACAAGGGGUCUGUGAAUGUGGAAGAAACGAAUCUUCAGUGUGUCAGGAAUCGCAGUGGGAUCUGAGGAGCAGAGCAGCCCAAUAUGCGUUCAUUUGCACAUAGAAAUGUUUUCUUUCUACUGAAUUCAUGAUAAUACAAGUGAUUUUCUAUCAUUUUGCAUCUGUAUAAGAUAAACUUUCAUAUGUGCUGAUCCAGAAACAGAUCAUUUCUAACAACAUUUCAAGCCUCACAGUCCUUAUUGUUUUCUUUGGUGUGUUUCAUUUUAAUAGAUGAUAAACAUUUAGAGAUGAAAAUAUGUUCCGUAGCCUCAUGAUUCCAGGGUUUUGGGUUUUAACUCUCUUCCUGUAUUUGUUCUGUAUUUGUGAAGCUUGAAUGUUCUCCUGCCAUUUGCAUGGGUCUCCUUUGGAUACACAAGUUACCCUCCACAACUGCUGUUAAUAACAUUUAACAACAUACAGCAAAUUACAAAUUAUUCCAUAGGUGUGUUGAGUGUUGUGUUCCAUCCAUUCCAGAAGCAUUGUGGGAAUAACCCAGGCCGAGACGCCACCCCAUCACAGGACACACACACACACACACACACACACACACACACACACACACACACACACACACACACACACACACACACACACACACACACACACACACACACACACACAC